Molecule: messenger RNA, 1251 nt
Organism: Trametes versicolor FP-101664 SS1
Lineage: Eukaryota; Fungi; Basidiomycota; Agaricomycetes; Polyporales; Polyporaceae
Exons: 5
Coding region: 1-1251 (416 amino acids)
Molecular function (GO): protein binding
Source: RefSeq, a predicted model, not a curated record
AUGGCGAAGCUCGGAGACCUUCCCAUCGAAGUUCUCGAGCAAAUCCUCCUCGUCCUUGAUCCCAUAGACGUCGCACAGUUCGUACAAACAUGCUCAGCGUACCGCUUCUUGCUCUACGGUGGCCCCGAUAACCAGCACUUGUGGCGCGAGCUAUAUCUGAGGCAACCCUUCGACGACUUAAGGCAAUGCUACACGCCGCUGGGAAGACCUCUACAGGAGAUAGACUGGAGGUCACAGCUGCAGCGUGUUAUGCGGGCACGAGCCGUCCUUACGAAGGAUUCCACAUGUCGCCCCGAGGAGCGCUGCGACGUUCUCCAGACUCUGAUCGACAUGGUCACCCACAUCCCCCCAGUGACGCAUCCAGAGGGGAUCGAGCCCUCCAUGAACCAUGUCUGGGCGACCGCUAUGCUCCGUGGCAGCACGCUCAUCGAACACGAGGAGCGGGAGCUCUCCCCGGAGGAACAGCAGCUCCGCGCACGCCUACACACGUACUUCGGGCUCAACGCGCAUGAUUUUGAACCGAAGAAGCAUACGGCGUCCCGCGCGUUCGUGUAUGCGAUGCGGAACUACAGGUACGACAACGACUUUGGGCCGUUUAUGAUGGACGGCAGCGGGCGCGUUAACUGGGUGCACCUCCGCGCGGUCCACCAUGUGAUGUCGAUGCACAUCGUCCCCGAUAUGGAGGAAGCGGCGACGGCGGUGUUCAACAUAUACCCCAUGAGCAUGCCGUGCACGCAGAGCAUCAUUCCGAACGGCAUCAAUCUGGACGAGGAACAGGAUUGGGCAGGAGUGGAGGGCAAAUGGCAAUGUUCGUUCUGUUUCGUGGAUCAUAGGGAAUUGCUGAUUUACAACAACUUCAACGCAUCUGAAUCCGAGCCCCUACAGACGGAUAUUUUCGAGGACCCAGACUUCGUCGAAGUUUUCCGCUCAAUCUAUGUCGAGCUGCGCAUCCUGGGAACGGAACCAGACCCAGACCACCCUGGUCGACCUCGUAUCAACUUUGGCGGCUCGCUGGACGGACACGCGAUAUUCGUCGGCAGUGUCAAGGUCACGCCCGAUGACCAGAUUCGUUGGCGUUUCACCUCCGGAGAGCAGGGUAACGCUAUCUGGAGCUCCGAGGGUGUACAGGUCGGCAAUGUGAGGUCAAAGUUUGGUAUUCUGGGUUCCUGGACGACCGUUUUACACGAUAGACACGAUCCAGUUGGUACGUCGUGGCUCAGCCGACAUACUUGUCCGUGCAUUGCGAGCUGA